Molecule: messenger RNA, 213 nt
Organism: Opisthorchis viverrini
Lineage: Eukaryota; Metazoa; Platyhelminthes; Trematoda; Opisthorchiida; Opisthorchiidae
Exons: 1
Coding region: 1-213 (70 amino acids)
Source: RefSeq, a predicted model, not a curated record
AUGGAAAACACCCCAACCUUCAAUAAGGCGGCAAGGCGAUGGGUUCUGCUAUGCGAUGGAACGUCCAACAGAGGAAAGGAUGGGAAAAACAAGGAGACGCGACUCAUCCAGUUGUGCGCUGACGAUGGUGUCUGCGGUCAGGGGAAUUUUCAGCUCGCAACAGGUGCCCCAGCAGCCACAUCAAUACUGAAGCAUCAUCUGGCUGUUAACUAA